Phragmites australis (common reed) is the source of this 2232-nucleotide messenger RNA. RefSeq lists its product as uncharacterized. NCBI's taxonomy places the organism in Eukaryota, Viridiplantae, Streptophyta, Magnoliopsida, Poales, Poaceae. The record is from RefSeq and is a predicted model, not a curated record. The coding region runs from base 169 to 1083 and encodes 304 amino acids. The transcript is spliced from 2 exons.
UCUCGGUGUACCCCGGCGGGAAGCGGACCCCCUCCGCCGUCCUCCUCGCAGACACGGUUGACCGCGCUCUCCCUCCGCCCCGCCGCAUUUCUCGCCCCCUUCCUCCCUCCUCUGUCCAAAACUCCGGCCUCCUCCUCGGCACACCACCCCCACCAUAACCCAACCCCAAUGGCGGAGGCGCUGCUGCUCGCGUGCCACCUCGCCCUCGCUCUCUCCCUCCUCGCCGCCUCCUUUUCCCACCUCCUCCUCGCCGCCGUCUCCCACCUCUCCCCCUCCUCCCUCCACCACCACGGCAGCCACCCGCUCCUCCGCCUGCUCCGCCACCCGCUCCUCCGCCUCCUCCCGCCGCUCCUCGCGCUUCCCCUCCCCUUCCUCCCCCUCGCCGCCACCGCCUCCGGUCUCCUCCCGCUCCUCCUCCUCCCGCCGCUGCUCCUCCUCCUCCCGCUCCCCUUCCUCCCUCCCCACCUUCCCCUCCUCCGCCCGCUCCUCCUAUCACUACCCCUCCUCCUCCUCGCGCGCGCCGCGGGGCUCCUCGCUGCCUCAUUCCCGACCACUGACCUCCAGCAGCACGCGCUCGCCGUCGCGCGCCUCCUCCUCCUCGCCGCUGCUGGGGCCUCGCUCGCCUCAUCCCUCUCCGCGCCCAGGUCCCCUGCUCUCUUCGUCGCCGAGGCGGCGCUGGCCUGCGCGGGCGCCGUGGGCGGGCUCUGGGCGGCGCAGAGCGGGCUCAGCCUCUACGUCGACGCGUGCGUGCCCGCCGGGUGCCACCGCCUCUUGGACUCUGGCGCCGCUGCGCCGGCCACGCGGUGCGACGUCGAGGAGGCCGGACUCAGGGCCGUCGCUGUCAUGGACCUCGCCCUGUCCGUGCACUGUGUCAUUGUGGCCGCCGUCGCGGCCGCGGUGUGCCUCGGGGUGGCGAGGUGUUGCGGGGUGGACGGUGGCGCCGACGGCGGUGCCGGUAUUGGGAGGAGGCGUAAUGGAUCAUCAUACGAUGCAUUGCCCACGGUGGCGGUGGCUGGGGCGGUGGCGGAGAUGGAGCAUUUGUCGGGGAAGGGUGUCACCGGCAAGAGCGUGGCGCAGGAAUGAGCUAUGAUGCGUCGUAUUGGAUUAAAUAGGUGUCAAGUCUAUGAAUAAAGACAGGCGAACAUCAUACAAAGGAAAGUAAGUGUUUAGCACUAUAGCUUUCUUUUGAUACUAAAACUGUUUUUUAUUUUUUAUUUUUUUGCAUCCAUGUACUAGGUGUUUGGGCAUCAAAGCUGGUGGUUAAACUGCAGUUGGGAAUCAAAAUGUAACCAUGAGUCGGACCAAUUGAUGGCACAGUCAGAUACCAUUGGGCAAAGCUCUCUUAAAAAGAUAUUCCCACUGGGCAAAGUAUAUGGUCCCUUUCUAGGCGGUUGCGCUAUGUUUGCCACUUUACCACUCUGUAAUCCAACCAGCACCUUCUUGUUUAAUUGUACCUCAGCUGAUGCCUGUAUUGGUCAGAUUAGUUUAGUAGUUUGUGUUAACCGCAUCAUGCAUAGUAGCUUCUGAACACUAUAUAAAUGUCCACUAAGUUCUCGCAUUUUCCGUGUGCCUCCAAUGUUGUCUGCACUGAAGUCUAGAACUAACAGUGACAAUUGGCAUGGCUCUCUUGGUCCCUCUCUCCCUUGAAGGCUCUCUCUGGUAAGCCUGGUUGGCCUUACAAAAGGCUCUCUCUGGUAAGCCUGGUUGGCCUUACAACUAUGCAGCAUACCUUCGUGAGAAAGCCUUCAGGGAAGAGGGAACCCAAGCAAGCCACAGUGCCUGUGUCUAACUGCCAAGGUGUGUGGUGAUAGUAGUUUGUGUAUUUGAUCAAUUGCUUGAUUUUUAUGGGAACAUGAGUAACCGUUUGUUGUGUUGCUUGUUCAAAAUGAACUUAGCUUUGUCGGUUGACAUCGGUCGCUAGAUAUAACAAAUGGACAAUGGGGGAGUUGUAAGUUUCUUAUCUUUACAAGGCAGAUGAUGCUAUUGAUCAUUUUAGAGAUCAUGUGUGAUGAAAAAUUGAUUUAGUGAUGAAAUUGGCAAAACAAAGUGAUAUAGCAUUAUGAUGUAGAUGAUGUGUGUGUUGCUAAUAUGUUAAUUGGAUAUACUAGUGGGAGCAUAGUUGGUUUACACGUUUCUAUUAGCGUAGUUGUGUUUUUGAUAUGGAUGUAAUGAACUGAUCUUGAGUUAAGUUAGAAAAAACUUAUACUCAUAUAUACUUUCAAGUUUGUUUAU